AAUCGAGUUAACCUCAUUGUUUGAACGCAAAACACAAACAAAAGUUGAUAUGUAAUUGUCAGGCUUGUCAGUUUGGAUGAAGGUACAGCAAAAUUAAUUCCCAGCAGAGCGUAAAAGCAAAGCUGUCGGAAAAGUGCAAAAAUUCCAAGUCGAAGAUGUCACAAAAGUUUACGAACGCCAUGAACACCGCCGAGCCAUAUCACGAGUCGUUCACGCGGCGAAAUACGACUUCGAAAUCGAAGGUGAUGCGGGACACCUCAAGCAGGGUACUAAGAAUGCGUGAUCCGGGCUCCAAAGGCGACUCUCAUGUGAGGAAAGAGGUUUAUGCAACUAUAGAUUCUCCAGAAUUUUCAAUCAGGACAAAACCUAAAAGUGGUCAAUUAAAUACUGAACUAGCACAGGGAGAGACUUGGGGAGGCAUCUUAAGAGCCCAAUCAAGCAAUGAGAACAUGUCAGGUUUUAGUAAGUUUGAUCCGCUGAGAACUAUUCAUUUUCUUGGAAAAGAGUUAAAGUCUCAGUUAAAAGAUGCUGUACCAUAUAAUUCAACUAUUCUUGAUGUGAUAUGUGAGAUGGAAAGUGCUUUAAAGAGAAUUCCACAUGAUAUUCAGCUUAUUGCUGAUACAGCUGUGAAAAAACAGGAGGGAAGACAAUCAAGACAGUCUCAUAAAGAGAAAAUUAAAACGAAAUCAGAAGCUUGUCAAACACCAAGCAUGUGGUAUUUGGAACCAGUCAGAUUACAACAACACCUUGAGGAGAGCUCGGAAAAAAUCGAAAAAGCAUGCCAACAAAUGGAGAUACUCUGCUCUAAGCUUAAAACAGAAAAAGAGAACGUAGAAGUGCAAUUGAAGAUUGAACAAGAGAGCACUAAAGUUUUGAAGCACCAAGUCGAAGAGUACAAAGUUAAGUUGCAGGGAGUGAGCAGCCUAGCCGAAUCGUUAAAGAGCCAAAACAGCACGCUGAAGGCCGACGUGGAGCGGCAGCGCUUGCAGCUUGCAUCAGUCACCAACGAAACCCCCGCGAUGGGCGAAUUGAAAUUGUUUAUUCAGGACCUAGAGCGCGCCAAGGCGGACACCGAUUCUGAGAACGCCCGUUUACAGCGUGAGGUACGACUCGCCCAGAUCGAGAAUGAGAAGUAUGAGGCGAUCCUGCAGGCGCGCGACACGCAAGUCAAAGAAAUCCGCUACGAGAUGACCCAGUUGCAGGAAGUUGUCCACGAGCAGCUGCUUGAUUUUCAAAAUGUGAGCACGUCUGAUGAGGCGACCGUCUCACAUUCCCUUACAAAUAUCCAAGAAGAAGUUAAUAGCGGUACAUUUGUGUCGCCUAACAACGAACCGAUAAAGAAAUUGUUUAACAAUCGACGCGGCCGUAAUCAAUACGACGACGGUGAUGCACAUUCGGCUGGUGCGACUUCACCGGAUCACCUGGCUGAGAUGCAAGAUCUACACCUCGACGUCGACAGUUUCAAGCUGCGACAUGUGUAUAAAAUCCCCAUUCCCGGCGUGGCUCAGACGAGCAAGUGUCUCGAUUUACCAACGAAAAAUCCAGCGAAUAUUAAACGGCAAACAAUUGAAAAUGCUGGAUUAUGAUUAUUCAAUUUUAAUUAUACAUUAACUGACAAUCGUUUUUGCAA
This is a messenger RNA of Dalotia coriaria, 1630 nucleotides long. RefSeq names its product unconventional myosin-XVIIIa-like. The transcript is spliced from 6 exons. NCBI's taxonomy places the organism in Eukaryota, Metazoa, Arthropoda, Insecta, Coleoptera, Staphylinidae. Bases 156 to 1586 code for a protein of 476 amino acids. The record is from RefSeq and is a predicted model, not a curated record.